ACACCUCGCUCGAGCCGCGCUCGCCUCACGCCGCUGGCGCGACAUAGCCUCAAGCUCCCCCUUCCUGCGCCGCUUUCGCGAGCUCCACCCCCGGUCACCCAUCCUCGGCCUCUUCGCCUCGCAGCCAGACCUCCAGCAGCUCCCCAUCUUCCACCCCGCGGCCGCCGUCCGCUCCGACCCGGACCUCGUAGCCGCCGCGCGCGGGGGCGACUUCCUGCUCACCCGCCUCGAGGACGACACGGCGUGGCGCUUCCGGGACUGCCGCAACGGGUGCCUCCUCCUCUGCAGAGGCGACUCCGUCUCCCUCUACGACCCCGUCUCCCACCGGCACGUCGCCGUGCCCCGUCCACGGAACGACGAACCACUCCUCCCUGUACUACCACCCGGAGCAGCGGAGUACAUAUGGGACUGCUUGAUGGACGGCCAUGGAGAAUUCCGCGUGGUCACCGUGCAGCGAGAGGGCCAAAGGUUGCGCGGCAUGGAGUACGCCUCCCGCACGGCCGAGUGGCGCAUCCACCCGUGGGUGGACGGCAUCCGCAUGCCUGCACAUGCGCAGAGCAUGUGACCGAUGCUCGCUGCUGCGGCCGGGCUCAUCUUCUGGAGAUAUGACCGGAACUCCUCGCUCCUGCUCGACACCAGCACCAUGGCAUUCUCCAUCGUCCCUCUGCCAGUUACAAUAACGACGCACACGAUGAUGCCGCCGGGAGCAUACGCCAUCGGAGACACCGAGGCCGGUGUGUGUUGCCUUUUGCUUAUGGUCGGCAGGACUACGCUGCAAGUGUGGCUACUCAAGAAGAAGGACGGCGGUGGCGGGCAUGCGUGGGAGUUGGAGAAGCAAAGCCAUAUCGGCUGGCUGGACAGCUUCAACCGGCGGUUCGGCGUUCAUAUGGUGGCUGCUGGGCUGGCAAUUGUUUACUGUAUGAGUUGCAAAUUUUCUCACUUUGUCAUUGAUCUCAAGGACCUGAGCCUCAUGGAUAAGUUCCGUUGUCAUCGAACCAUGGCGUAUACCCUUUCCAAAUGCCAUGGCCACCUGCUGCGUUGGUGCCUACUUCUCCGUGUGAUCGACCCACCACACCCCAAACAUAUGCUUGCGGAGAUGCUCAAAAUCAACACGAAGCACCCUCUUCUAGUAGGAAGCGCAAGAGCAAUGAUGAAGUGGAGCCAUGUAUUCUCGUAGCUUCUUUGAAGAAGGAAUUUGUCGGAUAAGAAAUUUUGCUAUGAGAUUGGACCGCCGACUUGAAUAAAGAAGGCAAUCAACACUUGUGCGUUUAAACCGCCCCUUGUGAGCAAAAUAUUCCCCGGCUAUCCUUGAUAUGUGCAAGUUGGAAAUACG
Molecule: messenger RNA, 1333 nt
Organism: Triticum aestivum (bread wheat)
Lineage: Eukaryota; Viridiplantae; Streptophyta; Magnoliopsida; Poales; Poaceae
Exons: 2
Coding region: 569-1177 (202 amino acids)
Source: RefSeq, a predicted model, not a curated record